CCGGAGGACAAAUCCCCCCGGCAGAGCCUGGUGGGAGAGGCCGUUUUGAAGGGCUCCACGCCGCAGGAAGGCAACGGGGAGGAAAAGGGCCGGAGAUCCCCCCGCAGGAGGGGCUCCAAAGCCAGCCCAGGGUGCUCUGAGGAGGAAAGACCCAGCCUGUGCCAGGAAGGCGGCCAGAGCUUGAGGCAGAGCUGUGACCUGGUGGUCCCUGAGCAGCCUCCCAGCAGGCAGAAGCCCUUUAAGUGCUUGGAAUGUGGGAAGAGCUUCACUAAGAGCUUCAGCCUCAUCCGACACCAGCACAUCCACACUGGGGCCCGUCCAUACACGUGUGGGGAAUGUGGGAAGAGCUUCAGCCAGAGCUCCAACCUGAUCCAACACCAGAGCAUCCACACUGGGGCACGGCCCUACACAUGUAGGGAAUGUGGGAAGAGCUUCAGCCAUAGCUCAACCCUCCGCAUCCACCAGCAUAUCCACACUGGAGAAUGUCCCUACACAUGUGGGGAAUGUGGGAAGAGCUUCAGUGACAGCUCCACCCUCCGCAGACACCAGUGCAUCCAUACUGGGGAACGGCCCUACAAGUGCUUGAAUUGUGGGAAGAGGUUUCCGACCAGAGGGAAUCUCCUCAGGCAUGAGCGGACACACACGGAUGAGAGGCCCUUCCGCUGCACCGACUGCGGGAAGAGCUUCAACCAGAAUUCCCACCUCAUCAGGCACCGGCGCAUCCACACCGGGGAGAGGCCCUACAAGUGUGGGGAGUGUGGGAAGAGCUUCCCCAGGAGCUCUACCUUGACCUCACACCAACGGACCCACCGGUAA
Molecule: messenger RNA, 816 nt
Organism: Neopelma chrysocephalum (saffron-crested tyrant-manakin)
Lineage: Eukaryota; Metazoa; Chordata; Aves; Passeriformes; Pipridae
Product: zinc finger protein 239-like
Exons: 1
Biological process (GO): regulation of transcription by RNA polymerase II
Molecular function (GO): RNA polymerase II cis-regulatory region sequence-specific DNA binding; DNA-binding transcription factor activity
Source: RefSeq, a predicted model, not a curated record